CUGCCUCCCAGCCAGUGGCUCAGGGCAGGGAUGCAUGUGGGAGCCCAGUGUUUGGUGUCAGGCAGCGCUGAGGGACCCAGGGCUCUGCAGGGGUGUGGAGCUGGGAAGGUACACACAGGGAUGCAUGUGGGCAGGGCCUGAGGCCGGGGACAGAGUGGGGGCGAGGAGUGGGUGUGUGAGUUCAAACUAGGUAGGACCAUGCAGCUGAGAGCCCUUCCUGGCAACGUGAUUUGUGGUGUCAGCUGCAGGCUGUGCUGUGUCCAUUGUAGAAAGAUGGAGAACAGCCCAAGGCUCGCCUCAGGUCUUCCACGCAGACCCCAGGAUGCUGAACAGCCUGAGUUGGCAGGUGAUCCCUGGCUGCUAUGGGGCACAGGUGCUCAUGGGAUAACAGUCAUGUGCAGAGGGGAUGUGUGAAGGAUGUUGGCAGCCCCUUGUCCAUCAUUCAGAUGACUUUGUACAACUUCCCUUCACUUAGCAGGACCCAAGCUCCUCUUCUGCUUGUCUGUAUAGAGACCGGAGGUUAGGGGGGACUGGGAGGCCUUGUCUGGGCCCCAGCCCAGGAACUGGAAGCACUUCUUGUCUUCCAGGAUUGAAGAUGGUCACUCGUCCUGGCCAGACCACUCUCUUGCCUCUGAGCUUCCCGAGUUUGUGACAGUCUGGUUCUGGAUCAGACAACAGCCAUCUCAGCCGUGUGCCGUUCCUGACCCCUGUGUCUCUGUGUGGUGCUAAGCCUGGGACCCUGACAGGGCUGUGGACAUGGCCGGGGUCCGCUGCAAGUUGGCCCAGUACCUGGAGGAACUGGAGGAGCUAGACCUCAAGAAGUUCAAGAUGCACCUGGAAGACUACCCCCCCAACCAGGGCUGUGUCCCCCUCCCCAAGGGCCAGAUGGCCAGGGCUGACCCCAUGGAUCUCGCCACCCUCAUGAUCAAGGUCAAUGGGGAGGAGAGGGCCUGGGCCAUGGCCCUGUGGAUCUUCAUGGCCAUCAACAGGAGAGACCUUUACGAGAAGGCCAAAAGGGAUGAACCGGCGUGGGGUUCAAAUCCUGCAGCUGCUUCUAACCCCAUUGUGAUAUGCCAAGGGGAGCUCACUGAGGAGUCGUCGAUGGGGGUGCUGGGGUACCUCGCCAGGCUCUCUUUCUGCCAUUGGAAGAAAGAUUACUGCAGGAAGUACCGCAGGCACGUGCUCAGCCGGUUCCAGUGCAUUGAGGACAGGAACGCCCGGCUGGGUGAGAGCGUCAACCUCAACAGGCGCUACACCCGGCUCCGCCUGGCCAAGGAGCACCCGAGUCGGCAGGAGCGGGAGCAGCAGCUGGUGGCCAUUGGCAAGACACCAGUGCGGGACAGCCCAGCCAGCCCCGUGCGCGUGGAGAUGCUCUUUGAGGCAGAUGAGGAGUGCCCGGGGCCCGUGCGCACAGUGGUGCUGCAGGGGACAGCGGGGAUUGGCAAGACCAUUCUGGCCCGCAAGAUCAUGCUGGACUGGGCCUCAGGACAGCUCUUCCAGAGAAGCUUUGACUUCCUGUUCUACAUCCACUGCCGGGAGCUGAGCCUGGGCACACACCGGAGCCUGGGCGAGCUGAUUGCUGGCUGCUGCCCCGACCCCAGCCCGCCUGUGCAGCAGAUGCUGCAGCGGCCGGCCCGCGUGCUGUUCCUCAUGGAUGGCUUUGAUGAGCUGCAGGGCGCCUUUGAUGAGUGCCCUGGGGCGACCUGCUGUGACUGGCGGGCAUCUGUGCGUGGAGACAUCCUGCUGGGCAGCCUCAUCCGGAAGCAGCUGCUGCCCGAGGCCUCGCUGCUCAUCACCACCAGGCCCGUGGCCCUGGAGAAGCUGCAGCAUCUCCUGGAGCGGCCACGGCACGUGGCUGUGCUGGGCUUCUCAGAGGCGCAGCGCAGGGAGUACUUCUUCAAGUUCUUUCCCGAGGAGGCGCAGGCGCGGGAGGCCUUCCGCCUGCUGCAGGAGAACGAGGUGCUGCUCAGCAUGUGUUGCAUCCCCCUGGUAUGCUGGAUUGUGUGCACAGGGCUGCGCCAGCAGAUGGGGGCCAGGACCACGACCUGCAAGACCACCACUGCUGUGUACACCUGCUUCCUGUCCAGCCUGCUGCAGGCCCGGGGUGGUGGCCCGGAGCCUGGCCUCCCCAGCCACUUGCGGGGUCUCUGUUCCCUGGCGGCCGACGGCAUCUGGAACCAGAAGAUUCUGUUCGAGGAGUGGGACCUGCGGCGGCACGGCCUGCGAGAGGCGGAGGUGUCAGCUUUCUUGAGCAUGAGCCUGUUUCAGAAGGAGGUGGACUGCGAGGCCUUCUACAGCUUCGUGCACCUGACCUUCCAGGAGUUCUUCGCUGCCAUGUACUACAUGCUAGAGGAGGAGGAGGGGGCAGGGACCGCCUCCCCGGGCAGGGGCGGCUCCGAGCUCCCACCCCGGGACGUGAGGGUCCUGCUGGAGAACUAUGGCAGGUUUGAGAAGGGGUACCUGAUUUUUGUCGUGCGGUUCCUCUUUGGGCUGGUGAACCAGGACAGGGCCGCAUACCUGGAGAAGAAGCUGGGCUGCAGCGUGUCUCGGCAGGUGCGGCCGGAGCUGCUGCGCUGGAUCGAGGCGAAGGCAGAGGCCAAGAAGCUGCAGGUGCAGCCGAGCCAGCUGGAGCUGUUCUAUUGCCUGUACGAGACGCAGGAGGAUACAUUCGUGAGGGCAGCCAUGGACCACUUCCCCAGGAUCGAGCUCAGCCUGUCCACCCGCAUGGACCACGUGGUCGCCUCCUUCUGUAUCGCGAACUGCCGCAGUGUAGAAUCUCUCUCGCUCGGGCUUCUGCAGAGCUCAUCCAAGGAGGAAGGGGAGGAAGAGGAGGACGAGGAGGAGGAGGAGGGCUGGCUUGCUGCCGAGGGCCGGCACAUGUGCCUGCGCCCUCCUGCAGCCUGCCCAUCGAGGUCAGUGAGCUGCUACCCCACAUCGGGCCUCUGUCGGAGCCUCUUCUCGGUUCUCGGCUCCAACCCGAGCCUGGUGGAGCUGGACCUGAGUGACAACAGCCUGGGGGACCCAGGAAUGAGGGUGCUGUGUGAGGCGCUCCAGCACCCCGGCUGUGGCAUUCGCAGACUCUGGCUGGGCCGCUGUGGCCUCUCCCACCAGUGCUGCUUCGACCUCUCUCUGGUGCUGAGUGGCAGCCAGAAGUUGGCAGAGCUGGACCUGAGCGACAACACCCUGGGCGACUUUGGGGUCAGGCUGCUGUGCGUGGGGCUCAGACACUUGUCCUGCCAGCUGCAGAAACUCUGGCUGGUCAGCUGCUGCCUCACGUCCGCCUGCUGUCCAGAUCUUGCCUUGGUCCUUGGCACCAACCACUCCCUGACUGGGCUGUACUUGGGGGAAAAUGCUCUGGGAGACGAUGGGGUCAGCCUCCUGUGCGACAAGCUCAAGCAUCCACAGUGCAGCCUGCGCAAACUAGGGCUGGUGAGCUCUGGCCUCACCUCGGUAUGCUGUGCAGCCAUUUCUGCAGCUCUUGGCAGCAGCAAGAGCCUCACGCACCUUUAUCUGCGGGGCAACGCUCUGGGGGACAACGGGCUGAAGCUGCUGUGCCAAGGCCUCCUUCACCCCAGCUGCAGGUUGCAGAUGUUGGAGCUGGACAGCUGCAGCCUCUCCUCGCAUUGCUGCUGGGACCUCUGCCGGCUUCUGACCUCCAACCGCAGCCUGCAGAAGCUGAGCCUGGGCAGCAACGACCUGGGAGACCUGGGGGUGAUGAUGCUGUGCGAGGUCCUCCGCCAGCCAGGCUGCCCCCUGCAGCGGCUGUGGCUGUGCGAGAUGUACUUCAACCCCGAGACGACACGCGCUCUGGAGGCGCUGAGAGAAGAAAAGCCGGCACUGACGCUAGUCUUUGAGCCCGCCUGGUAGGCGCAGACUUGGACCCCUGCAGCCAGCGCUCUGAGGUCCCGUGCGGGGUGCGCCCAGGCACCACCCAAAGCCAGAGAGCUUUGCGGCUUUUGUGGUGCGGCUGGAGAGCAAGACCUAUGGUGGUGCCUUCUUGCGGGGAACGAGCCCACCCCCCUGCGUCCAUGGCGGAGACCCCUGCCCGGCUGCUCCUUGCCAGCCCCUGUGGUGAGACUGCGUGUGCCUUCUGACUGCAGGCUUCCGGUUGAUUGUGAAUCCACUGGGCACAAAGUGGUGG
Molecule: messenger RNA, 4141 nt
Organism: Ochotona curzoniae (black-lipped pika)
Lineage: Eukaryota; Metazoa; Chordata; Mammalia; Lagomorpha; Ochotonidae
Gene: NLRP3
Product: NLR family pyrin domain containing 3
Exons: 9
Coding region: 757-3867 (1036 amino acids)
Biological process (GO): inflammatory response; negative regulation of acute inflammatory response; negative regulation of non-canonical NF-kappaB signal transduction
Cellular component (GO): cytoplasm; NLRP3 inflammasome complex
Molecular function (GO): DNA-binding transcription factor binding; sequence-specific DNA binding
Source: RefSeq, a predicted model, not a curated record